UUCCAAAAUCCCUUGAAAUUAGAUGUUAGUUAUCUGUUGCAGGGAAGGUAGUAACUGCUUAAUCAUUAGCAACGUCCUGUCCUGGUAUUGAGCAGUAAACAUCAUGUCCUUGAACAAGUUGUUAUCAGAGAGUCAGGGUGAAUAUAGAGUAACUUGAAACACGAUGUCAGCGCCGGGGUUUAUAAACUGAUUCAUUUUUGCUAUCUCCUGUAACAAGUGCCUGGUGACACGGCGUACAGCUCAGGUGACUCCGACUAUCAGGACGAGUGAGACGCAGUGUUACCCAGUCCAGUCAAAGACAGAUAUGGCCACGAGAACGCGACAUCAUGAAGUGACGAGACUUAUUGUACAGUAAUUUGGCCGUGUGUAAACCUAAUUGAACUUAGAGUCAUGGCAUCAAAGAAGUUCUACGAAGGCUUCAGUGACAAUUUUCUAACGUGUCACAUCUGUCUUCACGAGUAUGACGACCCGCGUGUCCUCCCAUGCUAUCAUUCUUUCUGCCUGGCUUGCCUUGCCCAACACGUGGCAGCGAGUGGGACAGGACACAACAUCACGUGUCCAGUGUGCCGCCAUGAGGCGCCUGUUCCACCAGGUGGACUGGAGAAACUUGUUCGUAACUUCUUUUUGUUAAAGGCGAAGGACUUCAUGUUGACAACAGAGAGUAAAGACAAAAUGUGCGGGAACUGUCAAUCACAACUUGCCCAAUUUUACUGUCAGGAUUGCAAACACUUUUUUUGUGAGAACUGUCGACAAAAACAGCAUGACGCCAUAAAAUUUCUACAAGGACACACGAUGGUUGCAGUGUCUGAACUUGGUAAUGAAGCCCAGGAAGAAAAGGACGUAACACCAUUUUGCGAUAAGCAUGAAGAAGAACGGUUGAAAUUUUAUUGCACAGAUGACGAAGUUGUUGUAUGUCGUGACUGUAUUCUCCCCAAACACAACAAACACAAUUGUGUAGACGUUGCAGAUGUUGCAAAAGCGCAUAAAGAGAAAAUUAAAAGUGGCUUUAAUGAUCUAUCUAAGAAAAUUUCACUGUUAGAAAUUGCAGAGUUAAAAGUAUCUAAACAACAAAAGGAUGCAAGUGAUGACAAUGACAAAUCUUUGGCCGACAUACAGCAACAAGAGACGGAUAUUAUAAAAGAGGUUCGACGAAUUAGUGGACAGUUGACAUCAGAAGCAAAAGCUCACGCCGCAGCUUACAUGAAAUCCCUCAAAGAUGAGAAAGAUAACCUUGAACUACAGAAAGUAUCCAUUCACGGCACUUGUGAGUUUGCCAAACAGCUCGUCCAAUAUGGCUCCCACACAGAGGUGAUGAUUCACGCUAAAAAUAUCCAAGCAAGGAUAAAAGAACUGAAUAAUGUUGAACCUCCCGUACCUGCAGAGACAACGGGCAUAACUUUUAUUAAAGAAAAACUUCCACGGGACCUUUUUGGUCGUUUGAAAAAGUACAAAUGGCUAAAUACUGCAUCUUUGGUGGGUGAGUUUGAUUCAACGUGGAGCAUAUUUGGGUAUUUAUGGGACAGUGAGGACAGUUUACAGGACAUUUCGUGCAGCCAAAGUGGGACAAUAUAUCUAUGUAUAAGCAAUCUUGGUAAAACUCGCAUGGUUAAACUUAAGGCAAUAUCAAAAUUUCAUAAGGUGAUAUUUCAGGUCAACGUACCAGACCCCAGGGGCGUCACCGUGCUCAGUGAUGACAGACUGGUGGUUACAUGUGAUGAUGGAUGCCGAGUGUAUUCUUCCCCCGGGAAACAUGUCCAAACAUUUGGUCAGGGUGACAAGUCUAACCCCCAGGGUGUUACAGUGGACAACAAUGGACACAUACUUGUCUGUGACAAGAACAAUAAAUGUAUCUGUGUGUAUGACGCUGUGCAGUACAAUCUUAUUAAUAAGAUCGGUGUUCCUAUGUGUGAAGAUCCACGAUACAUUGCAGUGCUCCCAUGUCGUGACACCAUUGUGGUGAGUGACUAUGCUGGACACUGUGUAUAUGGAGUGACCCCACAGAGCGAUGUAGUGUUCAAGUAUGGUACAUCAGGGAAGAGUGGUUUAGGUGAUGGAUACCUGGACCAGCCCACGGGGGUAUGUACAGACAGCUUGGGGCACAUCUUCAUUGCUGACCCAGGGAAUAAUAGGGUGGUUGUUCUGACCUCAGAUGGCCAAUUGUUGAGAUGCAUCGUGGGUCGAGAACAGGUUUCAAAACCACGGUGUGUCACCACCGAUAACAAAGGACAGCUUGUAGUGGGCGAGCUGAAAGGCCAGGUGAAAACAUUUAGCUAUGUUCAUUGACUGCAGUAGAAGUGUAUGACAGACGUUACCAGGCGACAACAUAGAAAAUGAACAAUUGAAGGGGCACUUCGUGAAAGUAAAUAUUUUAAACAUUUGGAACCACAAAGAAAAGUUGUUUUAUUCUAACAGAUGGGAAGAAAAUCAAUUAUUGAAAGAAAAAUGUAGUUGGAAAAACUUGUCAUACGGGGGAGCUGAAAUUCGUUACGUGGUCUUAAAUUCAAUGUUUUAUCCUAUUCAUGUCGUAGUUCAUACGUGACAAAACGAAUGGAAAUUUACUUAUUUUGUUCCGACCUCUUUUAGCACAUUUAUUGUCAGGUUUAAUAUUUGAAUAUUCUAGUUUCAUGUCUAUAUUUCAGCAAUGAUUCUGCUUUGGAUGUUUAUUUGAAAGGAAUAUGAUUUACACAGUGUUAUUCCUCCAUCAUGUUAAGUGUAGUAUCUCCUGCACGUUUUUCUUGUAUUAAUUCUUACAAAUAAAUAAAAUUCAUUUCCCGACAAUUUCGUUUCGACGACUUUCCAGAAGUCUACAGAAAGUAUCAGCGGUCAAAAGC
Messenger RNA from Lingula anatina, 2831 nucleotides. RefSeq names its product E3 ubiquitin-protein ligase TRIM56-like. Gene Ontology annotation, molecular function: zinc ion binding; protein binding. The record is from RefSeq and is a predicted model, not a curated record. Lineage: Eukaryota; Metazoa; Brachiopoda; Lingulata; Lingulida; Lingulidae.